CAACAAAGUGGCGUCGUCCUGUUUCCACACUUGCAUGGGACUGGUGCGCACUGCUGUUGGCGCCGCAGGGGACAGACAGCCGCCGGCGGAGACUGUAGCCUCGGUGAACCAUUGCCCGACCUAUCGACAGAUUGCUGGUGCCACAACUGGAGCCGGUUCGGCGCCGGCCAAGCGAGUUCCCAUUCUGUUCUCCACCAAUCGUGGACUCUAUCUGCGUGUCGCCCAACCUGUUGGGGAUCAGGAGGUGCUGACACUGCAGCCACGGGGGCAGAACUACAACAUCAGUUUCUGUGACCUAGAACGCUGGAGCACCAAUCGCGCUAAUGUUGUUAGCCUCGAGGACACCUUCACCAUCACCCAUCAGCGAAAUAUGACACCGGAGGUGCACUUGUAUCAGCCGAGGCUAUGGAACAAUCACGUCAGCUACAGCCUGAUGCACUGAUCCCCACGGAUUCAUCUCUCUGAAUAUAACUAUAUACAUAUUUAUUUAACAAAUGAAGUCUAAUCUACAUUACUGGA
Drosophila persimilis is the source of this 519-nucleotide messenger RNA. RefSeq lists its product as uncharacterized. The record is from RefSeq and is a predicted model, not a curated record. The coding region runs from base 35 to 442 and encodes 135 amino acids. The transcript has 2 exons. Lineage: Eukaryota; Metazoa; Arthropoda; Insecta; Diptera; Drosophilidae.